Messenger RNA from Haliotis rufescens (red abalone), 4174 nucleotides. RefSeq names its product DDB1- and CUL4-associated factor 11-like. Lineage: Eukaryota; Metazoa; Mollusca; Gastropoda; Lepetellida; Haliotidae. The record is from RefSeq and is a predicted model, not a curated record. Gene Ontology annotation, biological process: proteasome-mediated ubiquitin-dependent protein catabolic process. The transcript is spliced from 17 exons. Gene Ontology annotation, molecular function: protein binding. The coding region runs from base 282 to 1898 and encodes 538 amino acids. Gene Ontology annotation, cellular component: Cul4-RING E3 ubiquitin ligase complex.
UAAAGUUAUCUUCCCUUUGUUGUGAGUUCUCUUAUUUACGUAAACACAGUUAGACCAUCACGUACUUAUUAUUUGCAACCCCAGAGUGGAGACGAUCCACAUUAUACGUACACGGGGACUGCAUCUGCGUUACAAUUGUAUUCCGAUGUCCUGGAAAAUAUACGCUUUGGAAUCGGACUGUAAGUGAGCCAAGAUCUGCUCGUUCAGAAUUUGACACUUGCUGGAGAGAAAACUUGAUUAGUCAUCAACGAGACGGAAAGAAACUUCCCAAUGAACACUUCAUGGGGUCCAGCAACUCAAGGAGAAUGAGUGGUACUGGUUCACGUGUAGCCCGGGGGACCGGCGAUUCGGACGCAGGGGACGACGGGGACACGGACCUUCGAGCGAUCCUUGCACACCUCAUUCGCAGUGGACAGAUCCGCAUCCUGACAUCCGACGGGGCGACCUCGGAUGACGAUUCUUCCUCGGACCUGGAGUAUAUGGACUCCUCCAGACCUCCAGAUGAGGACCCCAACCCAGACACAACCAGUAUAGCAACCAACGACAUUCAGAGCAUCGUGAUGCGUCAGUCCGGCCGAGCGAUGAAGCGACGCUCACCUUACAAUACCACAGUCCCACACCUUGUCAAGCAGCGGGAGAUUGGGAUGAACAGACAGCAGCAGUUUACAGCUGGAGACUGCUGUGUCAUCAACAACAGGUUUCUCCCCAACAACUUCACCAAGUUGGCGUCCUAUCAUCACAAGGCUUUCUGUGGUGCCUUCUCGAAGGAAGGGAAUAUAUUCUUGACUGCUGCGCAGGAUCAACAUGUGCGAAUCUAUGACACAACCAACGAUGACUUUAAACUGUUCAAGACAAUUCGUGCACGGGACGUAGGCUGGAGUGUGCUGGACACUGCAUUCAGCCCAGACGGGAACUACGUCGUCUACUCCAGCUGGUCUGACAGUAUUCAUCUAUGCAACAUCUACGGUGAUCAUGAUAUUCAUGAAGCAUUGCCUCUGUUGCCGGGCGACCAGAGUUUCUGUAUUUUUUCACUGACCUUUUCGUCAGACAACAGGGAGAUAUUAGGAGGAGCCAACGAUCGUCACUUGUAUGUGUAUGACCGAGAGAGUAACCAGCGGACAUUGAGGAUAAGUGCCCAUGAUGAUGAUGUCAAUGCUGUGUCAUUUGCUGAUGACAGUUCGCAGAUCCUGUUCAGUGGCGGUGAUGAUGGUCUUGUCAAGGUGUGGGACAGGCGGACGUUACGGGAGGAAGACCCACUUCCUGUUGGUGUGAUGGCGGGACACCAUGAUGGCAUCACAUACAUCGAUUCUAAGAAAGAUGCCCGCUUCCUGUUAUCCAACUCCAAGGACCAGACAAUCAAGCUCUGGGACAUGCGGCACUUUUCAAACAAGGAUGGCAUUGAUGCCACAAAGAAGGCUGUCUCCAACCAGAGAUGGGACUACCGAUGGCAACAGGUCCCCUGGAAGAUGGGCAAGCGUCAUCGACUUGCGGGUGAUACGUCACUGAUGACCUUCAAGGGCCACGGUGUCCUUCACACGCUGAUCCGCUGUCACUUCUCGCCUCAGUUCACGACGGGCCAGCAGUAUGUCUACUCCGGAUGUGCUACAGGGAACGUUGUCAUUUAUGAUCUCCUCACGGGGAAGAUUGUUCGUAAGCUGGAGGGCCACAGAGCGUGUGUGCGAGAUGUAUCCUGGCACCCAUAUGAGAACAUCAUCAUGAGCACAUCAUGGGAUGGGACGGUGGCCAAGUGGGACUACCUUAGCACAGAUGCCAUGGACCUCCAGGAUGAUGAGGAAUGCUGUAAUUUCCAGGACACCAAACCAUCACGAGCUCGGCGCAGUAGCCGACUUCGAGCCAAGGCACAACGAGAGACACAAUAUAGGGACCUCCUGUCAUAGUGCCAGUGUCGCCAUGGCAACAAGAAGUCUUAACUCAAAUGAUACACGGCUGGCUGGUAUGGCAAGAGUAUGGCCUUCAAUAUAACAGUGUCACAAGGGCCUGAUAUGAAGGAUAUUGGAGAUUUACGACCGUCGAAAUUCCCAUAGUGUACAUAAACUUAGGGUAGUUGUUGUGUUCAGAUCAUUGGCAGAACAGAACGCCAGUGGCGGGCUAACCUGUUAUUUGCCUUGUUGGCAUGAUGAUGAUUUUGAUUUUGUGGAUUGGUUGAUAUAUAUCCGUGUCUAAGUUUAAGGUAUUAACCAGGUGAAAACAGUUUUACAACAUAGUUGUUUGUCCUAAAAGUGUCAGACUGGCUUUCAUUUGACACUUGAACAUGUGUGACCAAUCUCAUUAAGACCAGAUCUUCAGCCUCGGUACAGCUACACAGAGAUCUUAGGACAUCCCAUUACAGGUCACGUCAGAACGACCUAUCCCGAACUUUGACCAACCAAUGAAAUGACUAACAAGAAGUCAACAUUAUCCAACAACCAAUGAAAUGACUAACAAGAAGUCAACAUUAUCCAACAACCAAUGAAAUGACUAACAAAAAGUCAACAUUAGCCAAUCAGGAAGCAGCUUUCUCUAGCUUUACAGCACUAGUAUCAAACUGGCAACUUCCUUUCCAGCCUACACUUUGAAAACUAUUUUGACAAAGCUCAGAAUUUGAAAACUGAACAAAAGAAAGUUGACUUUUAUAGAUUUAUGGCAUUUCUUUACAAGAAUUAUUGAAAAUCUCUUCCAUUUCAAAUGUUUAUCCCAUUGAAGCAAGAGAUAGACAAUGAUUUUGACGGAUUCAGUCGUGCAGCCCAUAGCUGUCAUUUAGAAUGAAUGAUGAAUGAUGACUGUCACUUUCCAAUCUGGUAAGUUUUGACUGGUCGGAUGAAAGUUCAUUCUGAUGUGACCCCCAAUGGGAUGUCCUCGGAUUUUAAUGAGAUUGAUGUCUGACUUGCUUUCAUUUGACACUGUUCUUAUUUGUGUCUGAUCAACCAGACUUCUUGUGGUCUGCAUGACACAAAAGACUUUCUGUAGGUUUUAGAUGAUGUGUCAGUGAUUGAAUGAGGCAUCCAUUGCGCAUGUGAUACAGGAAGCACAUGGUGUGCCCAGAGAUGAAGAUACAGACAUCGUGAUGAUGUGAUGUGGAAUCACUAAACCUCUUCCUAGGUUUGAACCAGGAACAUUGUUCUUCCUUGGCUGUGAAAGUAUCAGAACACACAAGUGUGUUUGUCUUGCCCAAUAUCAAUACCUGUGAAUGAUGGAUGAAUACCUUCAAAUGUGAUAGUAGAUAUGCUUUGUGAAUUGACUGUAAAAAGACUAUUGAUGUGUGUGGGUUUGAGAAAAUUACCCUGUGUUUUAGUGCAUUUUCCUAGGUUUAAAAUAAGUAUCGAAUGUCGCCACAAAGUAAAAAAUAUGGACUCCUACCUUAAAUGUUUGCUUCAAUGACUGUAAUACUAAACACUAAUUGGUAGUGAAAAUUAGGAGUGAAAACAUAAAUAUUUACAACCACUGCCCCAUAUUUUGACACUGCCAACUGUAAAGUGUCAGUGUGCCAGGUUUUGGGCCAUCCUGACCAUGAAAAAAGAUGGCCUCCUCACCACAGAUAAGAGCACAUGAAAUAUCGUUAUAUGUAUCAGAUCGUGAGCAUGGUAUCGUGACACAUAUCGAAUCUCACAGUUGGUGUAUCGUCCCUGCCCUACUAUUUUCCCAGAGAUUUAACCCAAUACAUUAACAAAGUUAUCAUGGUUGCAUGUAAGUAAUCCUUGUCAGAUAUGACCCCAGCUACCUAUUCUUGGAUUACUUAGCAACUAAAUGAAAUGACAGGUCAGGUUCUGUGACCGACAUCCCCUGGUGGCAUGGAUCGUUGCUCAUAAUAUCAACCACUGGUUUGUCUGGUCCAGUCAUAGUGGUCAUAUGGCGAGAAUAUUGCUGAUUGUGGUGUUUACAACAAAGAAACUAAACAAACAAACAAACAAGCAAAGAAUUGGUAACAAUCUCAGUGGCAAUUCCAACCUAUAAACAAUGACUUGUGUCAGGCUCAAGGGAGCUUGAUAUUGCUUAUUGUUGACAAGGUGAUGUUCUGGAGUUGUCAGCAUUGGUUUCCUAGUGUGUAGUCUGCUCAAUCUCACUAAAAUCAGAUCUAAGUUCUCGCUGCCGCUAAACAAAGAUCUGAGGACAUACCAUUACGGGUCACGUCAGAACGCCCUUUCGCGGACUUUGACCGACCAAUGGAAUGACCAAU